Molecule: messenger RNA, 13610 nt
Organism: Coregonus sp. 'balchen'
Lineage: Eukaryota; Metazoa; Chordata; Actinopteri; Salmoniformes; Salmonidae
Source: the annotation of a GenBank genome assembly
AUGAGGGCUCAAUGGAAGGAUGUGACCAUUAGCAUAUCUGAUCAGAGGGCCAUGGGGCUGUUCCCCCUCACGCUGUCCUUGGACCAGGGGGAGAACCUGACUGUUCAUCAAUACCAGGUCACUUUACCCACACUGGCCCAGUCUGGUUGGUGACAGAGUCAGACGCUCAUUCAGCAGAAUUGAGUCCAAAUAGUUACUUUACAACACCAAUGCAAAUAUAGCCUAGCACCCUAGCCUGUUCAUGCCUUGGAGGUUUCGAACAAACACGACAAUUAAGAAGGCCUCAGUCACGCUAUGCGUGUUACAAGAAGCAGUUAAGGCUUGAGAGCGGAUGGAUUCAUCCAUGCAACCGGUUCUAGUGUUCCAGUGUUCCAGCAUUUACAUACGUGUUACUGUCUGGAUCCUUAGGGCUCAGUGACCUUUUGACACGUCAUUGGGUUUAUGAAAAAUAAUGGUGUUUAAGCCAUGAAAUAAAGGUUGAUAAAGCAUGAAGCCAAAACACAGAUUUAAUUAAUGCUAAGCAGGCAGCGUGUGCCGCGAUUGCCUCAGACGUCUCGAAGAGAGGAAGUUUGUGUAGCUUGUAGGGAUCGUUGGGGAAAUAAGGUCUGAGACACAUUUAGUGUUAAGUCAAACUAAUAGAUUUUGUAACCCUGAGGUACAAUAUUUAAAACUCGGCUUGCACAAGAACUAAAAAUGCAUUUUCAGUUAGACAGUAAACAAUUGAAAUAUAAGAUUGAAAAACAUAAGCUACAUUGUACCUUUUAGCGUUUAGGGUCAGGAUAUCUGCAAUUGCAGUGAGAGGGAGUGGAGGCUAGAUAUACCAUUCACCGUGAACAUGCCUUACUAUUGAUUUUACAGUGAAAUAUUUAAUACCGCAUGUCCUUCCUUUUCUCUCUGGGCCAUUUAGACUCCUAAGGUUACCGUUUGAAAAAUACUUUACUUGUUAUAGGAAGUUUAAUGUAAUAUGCAAUUGUUUGACCCUUAUGAAUAUUUUAACGGGCUCAUCUCUGGCCUAUUAAAAAUGCAUGUGGCAUUGUGCUUGUUGAUCACGUUUAGGACGCCCAUGCAAAUUGGACUGUCUUCCCUGUCAACGCAGAAGAUAAAUAAUGUAGCUGUGUUGUAUAUUCAGGGACACCAUUGACAGUCAAUUAACAAGUUUGAUUGGUGUGUGAACUCAUUCUUUUGAACUGUUAAUUUUAUGUAAAUAGUAUUCACUUCCCUUUUUCCCUUUUUCCUCCACUCUCAGGUUCGCCGUGAAAAGCCGAUCCCCCGUUAACCCCCUCCUUUCCACCAGCGCCAGUAGAAACCUGAGCUGGAGCCUUAAUAAUUGAUCAUCACCCACCUGCUUGGUGGAAGCUAUGGGGAGUUUGUCUUUAACAGUGAAGGGGGCAUGCGCUGGCCUCUUUUGAUAUUCAAAUCAACAAAUGGUAGCCCUCCUUUUUUGGAAGUCAAAAUGGGGAGCUUUUUUUAUGGCUUGUUACGAGGUCCUCGCCACCCGUCCGACCUUAUCAAGGCUCCUCAGAUGGAGGAGAUAUGAUGGCACUUGAUGGCUCAUAAAUGGAAUGCCAAUGACGAUUUGUUGUUGACGUCUCGAGCAACUCAGGCUUUUAUGUUACGCUGCAGACCAGACGUAGAUGUAUGGUUCGCGCUUCGACAGAUAGUGCUCGCAGGUAAAUUAUCCGGUGAUUGAUCCGACCGUUUUAAAGAAGGGAGGCCUCCACCCCUCCAUCCCCCUCCCCUCCUCUCCUCCCUUACGUCCGCUCUCUCGUCUCCUCCUCUGUCCCGGUAAUUUGGAGCAGCAGAGGCAGAUGCUGAAGAUUCAUCAAAGUUGACAAGUGAACCCAGGAGCUAGGAAUCAUGGGAAACCCAUAUGAUUAUGGAAAUGGCUGUGGCCAUAUCCCCCCUCUAGCAAAGAGCUUUAUGUUGUUCUGUUAUUAUCAAAUCCCAUUCUACAAACUGCUGAUUAUGUCAUGGUGAAAAAAAACUUUUGUGUGUGCUGCAGCAGUAUUUUAAAGAGCCAUCACACUGCCCUUGAAUGUCCAGUAGUAAUGCCCACUAUGGUACAUUGAUGUGUACUGAAAAUACAGUAUAACUCAAAACAUAUGCACCAUGUUAUCCUGCGUUCGUCCCAUAGCUUUGCAAUGCUUUUUAUCUGCAAAUAUUGCUCAUUGGUAAUUUGAUUAAGUAAUAAAGGCUACUUUUAUGUAAAAGCGAUUUCCCCUGUCUCAUUGAUGUGGACUAGAUAUCUCAGAUAAGCCUAGCAGGUGAUUGGACUAUAAUGCCUAGAACCUUGGGGCGUUGAGGGUUCGAUAAUUGGCCUCAUUUGCUACUAACAAAGUGAGCAAGGGUACUGACUCAGUGGAGGUGAAGAGGGGGUUGGGGCAAAGUGCUAAGCCUUUAGUAAUACCACUGGUCCACACUUAACCCUGGUAAUCUGGGGGAGAAAUACAAUACCCAUGUAUGUACGUAUGGUAAUCGGCUAAGGACCCUGCUCUCACGCCAUGUAUCAAUUGAUGUUGGUCUCCUUGAUCCCUCUGGAGGUCAGUGUCUUCACAGACCCUAAAGGUCCCUGCUUAGACCACCAAUUAACACCCUGUCACCAGCGGCUGUUGACUAGAAAGUGGCGUGGUGGCCACACUUUGGUAUCCUAAUGUAGCAGGGUGAUGGGUGUCCAGGGACCUGACCUCUCCACUGGUCUCAUUGGUCCCCACGCGUCCUUCUGCAUUAAUCGCAUGGAUUUCUUUGAGCUUUAAAGUAUUGAGUUUAGGAACUUUGUCGUCUAACAGGCCGUUUAUCUGGGAAUCUCAGCUUAUUAUCGCGUGGUUAAUUAUGCUCAUGAAUAAGACAGCACAGACAGACCCCCGUUUGAACGUAUCUGCUCUCACGCAUGCUAAGGCACCUGCUUAUCUUCCUGGUGUGAAAUAUGUAUUAUUGGUGAUAUGAUAUAUCGUGAAAAAAUAUGGAACUUGUUAAUUGAUACGCUAAUCAAACAUAUGCUGGUAAUUUAUGUUAAUUUGGGAUGUUACACCUCACUGAUGUAUGCACUGUGUUCUUAUGACAGGACUCAGGUAGAGUUAAGUUAGUUUGAUUAGGAAAUGAACAGCACUUCUUUGUAGUUAGAAAAUGUUUUUGUUUGUCUGUUUUCACAUCCAAGUUGUAUCAGGUCUAUGUGUUUGCAGUUUGCACUCUAUAGCUUUACAAAAUAAUAUAUUUUUCCAUUGUAGUCCUCCAUGAGGUGUGUAUAUGUUUGGAAAUGAAAUAAAUACGUUGGCCUCAGUUCUAUAUCGAACAGCCCAACGUCUACACCAGCCAUUUGUCCAUUUGAGAGAAUGACUGCAUUUAUCAUCUUUGACCAGUAGCCAGUUCUGUGGGAGUAUGUAAUUGAGUUUCAAGCGAUGGAUUGAUUUUGAGGAGAGAUUUAUUCUCUGAAACCAGGAGUGUGUACACAGGCCACAUGGCCAAGCAGAAGCACAACCAUUCUAUAGGGCAACUGAGAGGGAAAACAUGAACCCCUGGAAAGAGCUUUGUUUGGCCGCUGCCAGGAUAUAUGAGACUGAUGUCAGGGUUUAUAAUGUGAAUGGAUAUGAACAACCAUCCAGAGUAUGAGUAUAAGUUCCUGUUUAAUCACAUAUAUGGCUCAAUUCCAUUGGAAGAACCAGGAGGAACCAGAAUGAAUGGGAACUAGGGAGAACCAGGCACAGGGUUCCAUAGUUACACCAAGAAAUAGGCUAGCAUCAGCUCAACUAACGUGUGAUUGUGUGGUACCUGUGCCCCUCUACAGGUGGAUGAGGCAGUGUUCUGUGCAGGCCAGAUCGCCCUGGUGCCUUGUACCAUGCAGCUGGUGAGGGCUGGAGCCAGGACCCAAGCCUGCCUGUCCUUCAGCCAUGUAGAGAAGGUUCUGGAAGCAGUGAUCAGCAGCCUUACCCUGGGCCAUGUGCUGCAGGCCCACUGCUACGCCACCCGCAGCCAAGACAUCCCUGUCAUUAGAGCAGUCUGGGACAGCAAGCUGAGAGCCGCACAAGAGAAGGUGAGCUAUUUUAUCAACUAUUUAUCCUUUGUAUAAGUCCUUUGUAUAUUUAUCCUUUUGUGAAUAUGAUCAAUAGCAUAAAUAAAUGGUAUUAACCUCUACUCACACAGAGUAGGCAAAAAAAUAGCAUCUGUGUGUGCUUCCAUCUCCGUUUGAAUAAGGGAGAAAAUGUGAUAAAGAAUUCAAGCCUGCAUGCCUAAUAUGACUAUCAGAAUUUAAUGGGCAAAAGUGGAAUUUCCAAAUGAGCCAAAGUCCCACCCUCUCUCCCCCUUCAGAGACCCAGAGCUCUGUUGCUGAUAUUUACCAGUGAGUAUGCUCAUGAAAAGUUGAUGAUGUGGGAAACACUGGUGUCUUUGAUAAUAUGGAGCUUGGCACAGAAGCAGAUGUCUUCCUUUAGAGCCUCCCUAAUCCUUUAUCCCCCUUUUGGAGUUAGGCUGAACUAUCUGAACAGCUUAUCCCCCCUCCACUCCACUCCAUGCUCCGCCCCAAACCCCUCUCCCCUGCCACAAACUCUCUUCCACUCCACAAACCCUCUUCCACUCCACAAACCCUCUUCCACUCCACAAACCCUCUUCCACUCCACAAACCCUCUUCCACAUGGCUAAGGGCACCAGGCUCCCCAGCCAGGCCUGCUCCUCCUGCGGUAAUCUGCCAGGCCUGGGGAAUAAGGGAGAAGGGGAGAAGGGAAGAGCCCACCUCCAACAUGUGGCUCAGACUCUGUGGUGGGAAGUGCAGUGGGGGAACUCACUAAAAGUGCAAAUCAGGGACUUUCUAAAAUGUGCAAAGUGGGGACUCGCUCACUUGCAGGACUUGCCUUCAUGAUAGAGAUAGCAGACUAGUGUCACGCCCUGGCUCUGGGGACUCUUAUAUGUUGAGCCAGGGUGUGGAUUUUCUAUGUUUUGUUUUCUAUGUUUUUGUUUCUAGAUCGUGUUGAUCUAUGUUGGCCAGGGUGGUUCCCAAUCAGAGACAGCUGUAGCUCGUUGUCUCUGAUUGGGGACCAUACUUAGGCAGCCUGUUUUGGACUAGUUAUUUGUGGGAUCUUGUUCCGUAUGGUUUGUUGUAUUACCUAGGACUUCACGUAUCGUUUUGUUUAUUGUUUUUGUUCAUGUUGUGUACACUUAAAUAAAGUAUGUACGCCUAUCACGCUACGCCUUGGUCCGCUUCACAUAAUGAUUGUGACAGAAGAUCCCACCUCGACUGGAUCAAGCAGCGUGACGAGGAGAGAGGAUGGACUUGGGAGGAGAGGAGAGAGAGUCUGGCGAGAGGGAUGGAGGCUAUGAUCAUGGGGGAGAGACAAGCCCAAUAAUUUUUUAGGGGGGGGCUCACGCCGUGGACGACGAGGCAGCAGGAGGCCGCGAUAGAGCGGUUCAGCCGGUUAGCAGAGGAGGCCACCAGGUUACGGGGGCUAUUGGUCAUGAGGGAGAGGGAGAGUGUAGAGGCACGGCGAGAGGAACUGGUUAGGCAGCAGAGGGAGCGGAGGUUUAGAAGGAAACGCAGUCCCGCUCCUCGCACCAAGCAAGUGGUGUGUGUCACCAGUCCGGUCCGGCCCGUUCCUGAUUCCCGCACAAGGCCAGUGGUGUGUGUUCCCAGUACGGUCCGGCCCAUUCCUGCUCCCCGCACUAAGCCUGUGGUGCGCGUCGCCAGCCCGGUCCGGCCUGUUCCUGCUCCCCGCACCAAGCCAGUGGUGCGCGUCGUCAGCCCGGUCCGGCCCGUUCCUGCUCCCCGCACCAAGCCAGUGGUGCGCGUCGCCAGCCCGGUCCGGCCCGUUCCUGCUCCCCGCACCAAGCCUGUGGUGCGCGUCGUCAGUCCGGCACGGUCCGUGCCUGUUCCACCGGUGCCUGGUCCGGCACCGGUCAGCUGCUCCACACCGGAGCCAGAGCAAUCCGCUCCACCGGUGUCCAGUCCAGCUCCGGCCAGCGGGGCCAGACCAGACCAGGGGCGCUAUGGGGGGGUAGACAGAGAGUGGUGGUCACGCCCGGAGCCGGAUCCGCCUCCGAGGCGGAAUGCCCACCCGGCCCCUACCCCGUUGUGUUGGUGUGGCGCGGUCGCAGUCCACGCCUUUGGGGGGGGGGGUACUGUCACGCCCUGGCUCUGGGGACUCUUAUAUGUUGAGCCAGGGUGUGGAUUUUCUAUGUUUUGUUUUCUAUGUUUUUGUUUCUAGAUCGUGUUGAUCUAUGUUGGCCAGGGUUGUUCCCAAUCAGAGACAGCUGUAGUUCGUUGUCUCUGAUUGGGGACCAUACUUAGGCAGCCUGUUUUGGACUAGUUAUUUGUGGGAUCUUGUUCCGUAUGGUUUGUUGUAUUACCUAGGACUUCACGUAUCGUUUUGUUUAUUGUUUUUGUUCGUGUUGUGUACACUUAAAUAAAGUAUGUACGCCUAUCACACUACGCCUUGGUCCGCUUCACAUAACGAUCGUGACAACUAGAUAUCCAACUAGAGUAACUAGAGUAUACAAAACAUUAACAACACCUGCUCUUUCCAUGACAUAGACUGACCAGGUGGAGAAAAAACAUCUAAUCAAAUCAAAUAAAUUUUUAUUGGCCACAUGCGCCGUAUACAACAGGUGCAGACAUUACAGUGAAAUGCUUACUUACAGCCCUUAACCAACAGUGCAUUUAUUUUUAAUAAAAAAGUAAAAUAAAACAACAACAAAAAAGUGUUGAGAAAAAAAGAGCAGAAGUAAAAUAAAAUAAUAGUAGGGAGGCUAUAUAUACAGGGGGGUACCGGUGCAGAGUCAAUGUGUGGGGGCACCGGCUAGUUGAGGUAGUUGAAGUAAUAUGUACAUGUGGGUAGAGUUAAAGUGACUAUGCAUAAAUAAUUAACAGAGUAGCAGCAGCGUAAAAAGAUGGGGUGUGGGGGCAGUGCAAAUAGUCCGGGUAGCCAAGAUUAGCUGUUCAGGAGUCUUAUGGCUUGGGGGUAGAAGCUGUUGAGAAGUCUUUUGGACCUAGACUUGGCACUCCGGUACCGCUUGCCGUGCGGUAGCAGAGAGAACAGUCUAUGACUAGGGUGGCUGGAGUCUUUGACAAUUUUGAGGGCCUUCCUCUGACAGCGCCUGGUAUAGAGGUCCUGGAUGGCAGGAAGCUUGGCCCCAGUGAUGUACUGGGCUGUACGCACUACCCUCUGUAGUGCCUUGCGGUCGGAGGCCAAGCAGUUGCCAUACCAGGCGGUGAUGCAACCAGUCAGGAUGCUCUCAAUGGUGCAGCUGUAGAAUUUUUUGAGGAUCUGAGGACCCAUGCCGAAUCUUUUCAGUCUCCUGAGGGGGAAUAGGCUUUGUCGUGCCCUCUUCACGACUGUCUUGGUGUGUUUGGACCAUGAUAGUUUGUUGGUGAUGUGGACACCAAGGAACUUGAAGCUCUCAACCUGUUCCACUACAGCCCCGUCGAUGAGAAUGGGGGCGUGCUCAGUCCUCUUUUUUUUCCUGUAGUCCACAAUCAUCUCCUUUGUCUUGGUCACGUUGAGGGAGAGGUUGUUAUCCUGGCACCACACGGCCAGGUCUCUGACCUCCUCCCUAUAGGCUGUCUCAUCGUUGUCGGUGAUCAGGCCUACCACUGUUGUGUCGUUGGCAAACUUAAUGAUGAUGUUGGAGUCAUGCCUGGCCAUGCAGUCAUGGGUGAACAGGGAGUACAGGAGGGGACUGAGUACGCACCCCUGAGGGGCCCCGUGUUGAGGAUCAGUGUGGCAGAUGUGUUGUUAGCUACCCUUACCACCUGGGGGCGGCCCGUCAGGAAGUCCAGGAUCCAGUGGCAGAGGGAGGUGUUUAGUCCCAGGAUCGUUAGCUUUGUGAUGAGCUUUGAGGGCACUAUGGUGUUGAAUGCUGAGCUGUAGUCAAUGAAUAGCAUUCUCACGUAGGUGUUCCUCUUGUCCAGGUGGGAAAGGGCAGUGUGGAGUGCAAUAGAGAUUGCAUCAUCUGUGGAUCUGUUGGGGCGGUAUGCAAAUUGGAGUGGGUCUAGGGUUUCUGGGAUAAUGGUGUUGAUGUGAGCCAUGACCAGCCUUUCAAAGCACUUCAUGGCUACAGACGUCAGUGCUACGGGUCGGUAGUCAUUUAGGCAGAUUAUCUUAGUGUCCUUGGGCAUGGGGACUAUGGUGGUCUGCUUGAAACAUGUUGGUAUUACAGACUCAGUCAGGGACAUGUUGAAAAUGUCAGUGAAGACACUUGCCAGUUGGUCAGCACAUGCUCGGAGUACACGUCCUGGUGAACAGGUGAAAGCUAUGAUCCCUUAUUGAUGUCAGUUGUUAAAUACACUUGAAUCAGGUUAAAGAAGGAUUCUUAAUGGAUUGUGUAUCUAUGCCAUUUCAGAGGGUGAAUGGGCAAGAUAUAAAAUGUAAGUGCCUUUGAACAGGUUAUGGUAGUAGGUGCCAGGCACAACGGUUUGUGUCAAGAACUGCAACGCUGCUGGGUUUUUCACGCUCAACAGUUUCCCGUCUGUAUCAAGAAUGGUCCACCACCCAAAGGACAUCCAGCCAAAUUGACAAAACUAUGGGAAGCAUUUGGAGUCAACAUGGGCCAGCAUCCCUGUGGAACGUUUUUGACACCUUGUAGAGUCCAUGCCCCUACGAAUUGAGGCUUUUCUAAGGGGAAAGGUGUGGGGGGGGUGCAACUCAAUAUUAGGAAAGUGUUCUUAAUGUUUGGUAUACUCAGUGUAUAUGCUCCACGAAGAGUCUAGUGAGGAAUUAUUGAUAGAGUUGGGACUUAGUGACAAAGUGAGGACCCAUAAGUCUAUUGUGAGGAAGGUAAUAUGAAUUAAUUUAAACUAUUCCCUGGCCCAUAGCUGGCCUCCCCCAACAUGAGUAAAAUAAACGUUCCAAAUUAUAACACAUUGAAUGCUAGUAAUUAGCAUGUAGUUUAGGGACUGUCAGACCAUUGACUCACUGAGGUCAAAGCUUAGGGAACUAGUUGGCUACAGGACCAGGUCAGAUGUGCUCCAAGAUUGUCAACAUUGUCCAUCUGUUCAACAUUCAAUAAAUCGGUGAAAACAAGUCUUUUUGAUGUCUCCAGCGGACUGCUUAUUGGCACCUUGAGAGUCCUCCAUCUUGACUGGCACUUGAAUUAACCCCUCCUCAGAUUGACAGCUCUGUGUUCUUUCCCCCCUGAACAGGUUAGUUAACCCUCUCUCAGCUUGUAGAUACUAGUACAGUGGGCUAGCUGGUAAGGGUUACUAACCUCCCACCUCCCCCUUUCUGAGGUAGUCUUCGAGUAGCAAUAGAUGCUGGUAGUUCCCAGCUCCUCCAUCCCUCCUCCCCUCCCUCCCCCUCUCAGCGCAGGUGGGGAGGGAGGAGAGGAUCCAGGGGAGAGAGAGAGUCUGUGGCAGGGGCCUGCCUGCAUUUCAUCCUGGGCCUGGUGAAAUGGCUCUGUCCCCGGGGUUUGGAUUAGACAAAGCGCCGGUGCUCAUUUGAAGUGAUUGUGAUGAGAAUAUUUAACACAGGUCAAAUACAGAUAACACCACUCAUGCAGAGACGGGGGAAUAACUUACCCUCUCCUUCAUUCACUCACUCACACAAGGCUCAGGACUGGAUGAGUGCACCUGCAAUAAAUGAGAUAUUUAUGUUCUUGGUUACUGUAUUUUACUGUGUGCUUUUUACCUGGUAUUCACUUAGAAGUUCCACUUAGGAAUUCCAUGUAAAUUGGUAAUUAUUAAACUUUUUGCAACAUAAUGAUGUAAACUAGAAACUGUAAAGCUCCAGGGCCAGUUUUUAGAUGUGGACAAUUAUAUUUGUCAGUAGCUAUUGAUUCACACUAGAAACACCUGAUGUGGUGGCUCUUCACAGAAACCAAAUUUUCACCCAUGCAAUUAGCUACAUAGGAAACCAAUAGACCCUAAAUCCACCCCUGACUAAAACCAGGCUCAGUUUUAUUAAAAGUGUCUUCUCUUGUUAGUUUAAACAACUUGACUCCCAGGUCUCACUCACUUUUACCUGACCAGCUCCUGCAGCCAAUCAAGCAACACUAAAACCCUCUUGCUAUUUUAUUUUCGGCGCCACGAAUAAUAACGGACAAAAACAUUUAUCACGUUUACGUCCAGCGCCACGUACAAACGUAACCAGCAAUCAGAGCUGUGAUGAGGUGGGAGACAUCAGGCUGCUGAGGCAGAAGGAAACACGGCUGCGUGGCUCCGCAGACGCGCCGAGCGGCCAUGUUGUUGUUGUGCGUUGAUAAUUUCUCCAAUCAGGUGGACGGGGAAGCUCGCAGGGUUAAUUGGGAGCACGCUGGAGCUGCCUCGCAUGUAAAAUCGUAUUUAUGGCGCGUCGAACCGUGAGGUCAGUGUGUGUGUGUGUGUGUGUGUGAGAGAGAGAGAGAGAUGAAUAAGGAGGUGUGCAUGCUAUAUGUCUGUAAUUGUUAGCCAGACUUCUCAGUUGGUACAGACAAAAGGACUGGAAAACACAGCGACUUCUUUUCUGUUGAUGCCAAUGGAUUUUCUCCUAGUUAUUAGUUAAGCUAAACGUUUGGUAUUCAUGAAUGCACAUUAUGUGAUGUGUGAUCGAAUGGCAAUUUCCAUCAUAAGAAGUUACACAAGAUCACAGUGCGAAGUCAAGUGCCAUGCUAUUGUCCUUUUCUGUGUUUGUCUGAAUCCCGGCUUGAGUGUUCUGUAGUAGACCCUCUUUUUGGUAUCCAUCAAUCUCCAUCUCCUUCCCAUAUUCACCUAAACAUAUAGGCCCUUAUAUAAUAAGGGUUCCUCUCACUCCCUCCUGUAUAUCCCCUCUCCUGCCUUUAACCCUGUUUUGCCCCCUCUCUUCAGGAGGGAGCUGUUAGUGUUAGCUAGCCUAACGCACCUCCACCACCACAGCAGCAGUAGAUAGGCUUUGGUUUAUACAAGUGGCCCCAGGGCUACAGUCAGCCAGCCAGCCUGCAGAGGAAACGGAGAGAGGAGAGGGGGGAUAAUGUGGGCACUGGCGGCCCACGUCUCUCAGGCAGCCACACAGAGGAGAGGAGAGCCAGGCAGCCCCAGCCACGCGCUGAAGGCCUCCCGCUGGGCAGGAAAUGUAGGGGAACUGCCUAAGCGGCUAGGCCCCAUCAGCUCCCCGCUGCUCGCCGGCUUUACACCACUUCCUUAUUACGGUGUUUACCGUUCGCCUUUCACGCCUCUCUGGUCCUCAGCCCUGCGCCAAGCGUCUGUGAGAGAGAAGGAGAGGGGGAAAGGAAGUGGGGAAAUAAAAUAAACAUGGUGGAAAGCAGGUCACACCCUCCUUCCGACAGUGGCUGAGCGAGUUCCAGAUUUUCACAGAGAGCGAGAGAGAGAGAGAGAGGGGGAUUGUUAGUGAGCCAACUGAAUGAAGGGAUGAAGUAAUGUGAUGUAUUGCAUUAUGGAGCACCCUGCAUUAAAGAGCAGGGCUGCCCCAAUCACACAUACAUACACACUGACACACACACACACACACACACACACACACACACACACACACACACACACACACACACACAAACUCUACUGCAAGCACUCAGCACAGUCAUAUAUCACAAUUUGUCACCUCUUUAUUUUAUUGGAUUCAUUUAAUACAUUAUUUCUAGUCAGGCAGGGGGUGUCAGGUGGGUAGAGUGCUUUUACUCCUGACAGCAGGGAUACACACUACAGUAAUGAAGUACUGACUGACUACACACACAGACUGAAACAUCACCACAGACAGAAACAUCACCACAGACUGAAACAUCACCACAGACUGAAACAUCACCACAGACUGAAACACUGAAAUCACAGGGAAGGAAAAAGAAUACUCAGAAAGGACCAAAUGUACUGUACCAAGCGCUCUCUGUUAAUGUAACAUUUGGAGAGAUAUAAAUAAAUAAAGGAGUUGAUAUAACCACCUCAGACAAGUCUGGGAGGAAAAACAAAGUCGGGAAGUUUAGGUUUGUGUGACUGUCUGCAGUGAUCGGCCAGAGGCUAGAGUACCGUAGCUAAGCGUAGCAUCGACAUUGAGGUUCUCUGUCGUCUCGUUGGGUACGGUACGUCAGCACCCUGGGCCAACAGGAUGGCCUUUAAGCCUGGUUAAGCAGGGCUCUUCUCCCCCCUGUCCCCCUCACCACCCCAUCCCUUCCCACUCCCAGAGCAAUGAGUAUUGACAAGUGUAGGCCUGGGCCCCUCCAGGAGAAUACCUAGCUGUGCGCUAAGUGCUAAUCUAACAUUUAUCAAAGCAGAGGCCACGUAUGUAUCCUGUCACACCACUCAACACCACACAGGCCUUCCGUCCCUGUCACACUAUUGUUCCCUGUUGUUGUUAUUAUUCAUCACCACUAGAUAGAGCUUCACAGUGAAGAAAUGGAGUGAACAGAUCUAGGCACUCCCCCCCUUAGGUUUCCCCCCCAUCGUCCUUCUCCACUCUCCAAGGCGAGAGGUUGGCUGUUGAUACACAAUUAGGCCUUAGCUAAAGUUUAAUCUGGAGGUAAGUGGCGCAGGCGUUCAUGUAGCUGGCGGAUUGGGUCGCGACGGGUUCCUUUAUCGAGGGGGACAAAGAGGCCGCUCGUCGGCUCUUGUCAAUGAUUUUUUGUGUGACUGAAUUACAAAAUAAAGUGUAUGUAACCUGUUAUUAUUCUGCACUUACGAAGUGGGGUGUAAGUGGAUGAAAAUUGAUCCAGCAAAUUGAAAAGGGGGUUAAGUGUUUUUGCCCUAUCGACUCCAGCCGAAAUGACUUGUAUAAAACGCUCAUUUCUCUCCCAUUAGCAGAUGAGGGCCGCAGCCAAGUAUUAUUUGAGGGCUACAUUGUGCUGCGAGCUGGCAGAAGACAUUUUGUAGCUGAUAAUGGCCCACUGACACCGUCUGGAGGGGGAAAACAGAUUUGAACUCUGCAAAUGUAAUCAUUUGAAGCCAUCACAGCAGUUUUCUGCUAAAUGUCUAACGGUGAUUGGUGAAUUAGUGUGAAAUGGCCACAACCUGAAUCAUGAUCUUCUUUGAAACGGUGAAAAAGGCUUAUUUGAAAGAAGCUGUCAUGUUAUCAGAUGGACUUCAAACACAUUAUAUGUGCUGUUAUUGAUGGAUAGCUGUGUCGGCAUCCAUAUAAGUAUGUUUGACAAAUGAUUAUUGUCCGUACCCUGGUAUAUAACCCAGGCUCACCUUUCAAUCUCCAAUCUUCCUCAUGUUCCUCUCAGACACCUGGCAUAUGCUUUCUCUCAGGUAUUGGAUAUUCAAAUCAUUCUCUUUUUGAUAAAAUGUGCAUUGUCUCAAAUAUAAAGGGCACCUUUCUGUAUUGCAGGAGGAACCAUUCGGGGAGCAAGCGAUUCAGAGUGGACCCUUGGUGGUUACCGUGGUCCCCUCCUUACCCAGGGGCGCGGCUGUGGAACUGCAUGUCAUCGCUGCCCACGACGACCCCAGACACAGGACUACCUGCCACAUGACCACUGAGGUGGCGUGUGGAACCAUAGAAUGUCAUGCCAUGCUGUCCAGCGAUAGCCAGUGUGCCACUGUAUCCCUGGCCCUGAUGGUGCCCACCUCUGCGCCAGCUGUCUCAGGGGUGGAAGGGGAGAUACUGGGGGCACUGGUUGCUACACUUCAGAGUGCCAUGCAGAAGAUGGGUGGUGGUGGGCUCUCUCCACUGUGUGCCAGGGUGUUCUAUAAGGGUAACAAUGCUCUGGCUGGACAGCUUGUAACAGGUAGGUAA